Messenger RNA from Drosophila yakuba, 934 nucleotides. RefSeq lists its product as uncharacterized. Bases 103 to 663 code for a protein of 186 amino acids. Lineage: Eukaryota; Metazoa; Arthropoda; Insecta; Diptera; Drosophilidae. The transcript is spliced from 4 exons. The record is from RefSeq and is a predicted model, not a curated record.
GGAAUUGCGACUUAUUAAGCAAUUGCAUUUUCGCUGCGCCGGCGAACUGAAGUUAAAUUGUCUAUUCGCAUCCGCACUAGCACGACAUCAAGGAAACCCAAAAUGCUGUCCAGGGUCUUCUGCAUGCGCCUGAACACCUAUGGUGUGGUCAUUGGAUGGCUGGGCGUGAUUCUCUCCUUCUUGGCCACGAUCAUUUUGUCCGUCGCCCUGGGAUUCGUCGAUGAAAUUGCGCAGCAGAUCGCCAAGGAUUCCAAUAAUUCCGACAUGACGGCCACCCAGAUUCGCAGUGUGCUAAUCAUCGUGUUCAGUGUUUACUUGGCGCUCAAGGUGAUUAAUCUUCUGGCUUCGGCCAUGUUGGUUGCAGGUACCGUUAAGGAACGUCAUCUGCUCCUGCUGCCCUGGCUGAUCAACAAUGGAGUCCUGCUUGUCUUUGGAAUCGUCGCCAAUAUUGCAAUGUUGGCCCAGGUCAUCGAAACUACGCCAUUCGUGGGCGCCCUUCCGAUCAUUUUGGUGGAUGUGGGCCUGCUUGUGCUGAGCUGGUAUCUGUACUACGGCAUCUACUCGCUCUUCAAGCAGAUCCAGGCAUCCAGUGAGAUCCAGCGCCCGCUGAUCCCGCCGCCGACCCAGCAGACCAACUCCUAUCCCAGCUACACCAAGAUUUAAGCCCGCUUGAAACUUUCCAUUUGGCGAGCUCUGAUUAAAUACUGUUCGAAUGCUAUCAAUGGGGCUUCCCCAAAUAACCCACUAUUUCCCUAGCUAGUAACACCAAAAUUAUUUGCUACACGGUAUUUCCGUUGCAUUAGAGAACGAAUAUCCGUGUGUACAUCCUAUAUAUUUACUUGAACGCGAUCGUGUCUAUACGUAUAUUCGAACGAAAUGGCCAAUACUCGAUAUUUCGAUUGGCUGCAAAAAAUAUAUAUAUUUUGUAUACAUA